UAAUGUGUUUGAAGGAGGCACACAACUUUUCCACUAACCUGCUUCUAUAGCUGCUCACUUUUGUUAGAAACCUAUGUAGCACAGUUUGUAACUAAACUAAGCCAUUUAGUGAAAUAACAUACACAACUAUAAAAUGUUUUUUAUUUCAAGAACCGUAUAGCUCUGCUGACAGUGUAUUGUUUUAUUUGUUUCAACGACAGAAAACAUACCUCACAGGACAGCAGAAAACAUCUCAAUUCAAACAAUCCAAGUUUUAUAGUGGACUAGACGCUUUUAAAAAGUGUGUCCCGUAGGCCUAUAGCUUUGGUUCAAUGUAUAAGCCCUGAGUCAGUGGUGUCUGACAUUGUGGUUGGGGUUAGUAUUAAUAUCUAUUAAUAACUAGGCUAUUAUAAUGAUUUAAUAACUAUUCCUAACUUACGACUUGCUUUUAAAAAAAUGUAUUGCUGUAAGAGAGCUUGGCUAUUAUUGUGACAUGCGCCCCGAAAUGAAAUCUUUGCAUUUGAUAAUAUGUUUUCCUGAUUAGUGUAAUCACUUACACCUGUCUGUGUUUAACCUGCAAUGACGACACCGCUACCGCACAAAGGUAAAUAAACUAAUAUUUAAUCAAACGAUCACACCGCCGUAUGUUGUAAUCUGGCCUAACAAGUGAAUACACACCUGCAUCACUGAAACAAUAACUACUGACAAAACGCUGCUUAUUUGAUGCUGUUAUCAGUGCAAAAGUUGUUUAUUUACCAACAAAAACACCUGAACAACAGAAAAUGUCACAGACUGAUACCACAGCGGCCUCUCGUGGCUUCUUGUUGUCAUGACGACAUUAGCGCUCACGCUGCGUUCAAGCACAGCAGCACAAGCAGGAUAAACAUCGACCAAACUAAAUAAAUGGUAGGUUUUAAGUUUUAUCUUCAAAAGUGAAUUAUUCUGCUGCCUUUUAGCAACCAUGGCAGCAAACGGAGAAACAGCUCCUCAGUGGAAAACGACCAUUAUAGCCAGCUCUUCACUCCGGAAUCACGAUACUAACCGGAUGCUAAGUGCGCAGCAGCACAGAAUCAGAUUUUCAGACAGUGUGGAGUCCGGAGUCUUUAUUUUUCCUCUCUCAGGCACUGCAUUUCUGUUGGUCGACCCUCAAGAUCUCCCUGAGCGUCUUGAGGAAUCUGGACUCAUUGAGAGGAUAAAUACAUUUGUGCAAGUUCAUCGGAAUAGCUUCCUGCUUCUGUUCGCCCCCUUUAAUGGGACAAGGGAGAUGGAAAUAUUUACAGUGAUUCAGCACAGAUUCUUUGGCAGCAACCUGAGGAUCCUGCCUGUGCGAAACAACGCUGAGAUCGUCAAAGGAAUGUUGACAGUUGCCAAGGCCACCAGUAAGCCUCAUGUUGACAGUAUCCGCAAUAGGAUGUUUCUGGCUCGGGCUCACAUCAUUGAAAGCAGUCCUGUGUGGGAGAUGUUAAGAGAUAUGCCGUAGAGCUCAACAGGUGAUGCAGCAUAUUUUCACACCUCAGUCAUGUUAUCUGAUGAUACAUAGGAAAAGGUAAAACAUGUGUUACAAUAUAGUAGCACAGUUUGUUCUGUUUUCUAGAUAACUAUAUGCUGUAAAAAAAAAUCACACUUAACAUAAUGCAUGUAUUUCUACUGGUUAACAGAUCACUUGAAAUAAAACUGUGUAUUAGUGUUAUUUAA
This is a messenger RNA of Labrus bergylta (ballan wrasse), 1674 nucleotides long. Its product is annotated as protein SPO16 homolog. Gene Ontology annotation, biological process: reciprocal meiotic recombination; synaptonemal complex assembly. NCBI's taxonomy places the organism in Eukaryota, Metazoa, Chordata, Actinopteri, Labriformes, Labridae. The record is from RefSeq and is a predicted model, not a curated record. Gene Ontology annotation, cellular component: chromosome.